AGAUCGAUAUGCACCACCACGUUAUCUCUCAUUCUCCUCUCUGGCAUCACGAUCAUAUCCACCGCGGCAUCCAACCAGACCCAUCGGCCGCUAAGCUACGAGACAUGGAAGAAGGAUUUGUGUUAGAUUGUAUCCAAGUAGAGAAAGUCAGAUAUAAGUGGUCUGCCGACAUCAUCCCGAAGUACGAUGCCCUAGUCGAUCCUCAUGCCAGUCACUUCUUUCAUUCGCCGAUGGUGAGAGGGGUAAUAGGAAAAACAUUGGGUGGCAAGUACCUACCCAACAUCUGGCAACCAGAUCCGAUCCGUCCAUUCUCACCACUCGUUCCAACACGCCAAAGUCGAUCACCAACUCGUUGUUCUCUGUCUGCUCGACGACGAACUCCAAGAUCACAAUCAGAAGGAGCUCUUAGACAGAGAGAAAAUGACUUCGUAGUAGACAGUGUCUGCUCAACUAACCAGGUGACAAACAGGAAGCCACUGAUCAAUUCCUAUGAUGCAUUGAGUGAUAAACACGCUUCAGGGUACUUCAGAAGACCAAGGGUGAAAGCAGUACUUGACUUCACUCUCAUGAAAACACCUAAAGCGACCAAGAGAGAUUGGAACCUAUCGCCGAGAACCUCUACACCUGGAAGAAAGCGAUCUGUGACUUGCGGCUUGACAGGAGUGAAAUUGACAAUCAAAAUGCCUGACUCAGCAACAAAUAAGAUUAAGACGUCGAAAAAAACACCACGCGGACCACCAACUCCUUCUGUUGACGAAUUAGAGGAGUUGGAGAAGAAUUUCUUAUUGGAUUGUAUCGCUAUAGACACUAUAUCAAAAGAUUAUUCGAUGGCACAACCGAAACUAGGACCUGCUAUCCCAGGUUAUAAUUCACAAAAGGAUAAACAUGUGAAUUUAUAUUUCACCAGAGCUCAAGUUAGCACAACUCUCAGGAAAACAGGACAGGACAAAGGAGGCACAUCAAUUGAUGGGCCAGUCAUCGACAGAUUCAUUGAGUCUGGGUCAGGGUACAAGUACCUCCACGCACGCAACCAAGCACCUGGAGCUGCCAAAGCUGGACACUGUAUGGACCAAGUAAAUGGCCACGCCCAAUUCCUGCAAGAUGUCAAACCUAUCUUUGGUUACCAUGGUAACUUUGGAUUCAGGAGAAACAGUCCAUGGCUCAGGAAGAUGCCAUCUCCAUUUGGUGUAGACAUUAGAUCACCCACUCACUGAGUGAUACACCUUCGUCUGAUUCCAUUGUUUGCUCAUAUCUCAAUAUAUUUCUAAUGUAUGUUUAAAUACAAAGUUAUUAAAAUAUUAAAAUACGGAACCAGCAGGAAAAUGGAAA
This is a messenger RNA of Strongylocentrotus purpuratus (purple sea urchin), 1329 nucleotides long. RefSeq lists its product as uncharacterized. The transcript has 7 exons. The coding region runs from base 9 to 1214 and encodes 401 amino acids. The record is from RefSeq and is a predicted model, not a curated record. NCBI's taxonomy places the organism in Eukaryota, Metazoa, Echinodermata, Echinoidea, Camarodonta, Strongylocentrotidae.